UUGUGAGGAUGGCUGGAUUCAGGUUUCUCACUGCCACAUGGGGCUUGAGAGUUCUGUGGAGAAGCCACCACAUAGCAGAGGCGGAAAUAUUAACUCAGACAAGCAAAGUGCCUUCCAACAAAGCAAAGAGUGCCAUGACUCAAGGGUUGGUUUUCCAAAGAGCAUUUUCAGAUCGCAGUAUCUUCAGAAAUGAAAGAAGACCUACAGAAUUUGAUAAAAAGAUACUGUUAUGGACUGGGCGGUUUAAAAAGAAGGAGGAUAUUCCUCCACUUUUGUCAAUCGAAGUUCUCAAGGCUGCUCAGAAUCAGCUGCGGAUUCGAAUUUGCUACAUCAUGAUAGCACUGACCUUGCUGGGAUGUGUGGCCAUGGUCAUCUUUGGCAAACAGGCUGCUAAAAGAGGUGACACACUGCUAAAGAGAAACGCAGAGAAGAAGGCCAAAUGGAGGGACGAAGGACAACUGGAACAGGAACUAUCAGCUGGGAAAACUGAAUGACCGCAAAAGCAACAAGUCCCAUUCACAUCCAGAGUUGAUAAAGCUUUCACUCCUGUAACUUUGAGGGCUGUUGUUGACCUUAUAUCUCCAUACCAACCCCUUGCUUCUAGUUGUGAAUGUGGAAGCCUCAGCAUGCGAGCAAAAUGAUCAAGACCACUUCCAUGGCAACAAGUGGAGACCAGAUUUCAGUUCUGCUUGCUUUCAUCUGCACCUGAGUUGGCCAAAUAAGAACCUCCUGGAUGACCAAUUCUGAGUUUUGUGGACAAUUCACACUCUGGAAUAGUGCAAAACUCCCUGCCACUGUGCUGCUCAUCUAUCUGCCUUUGGACCUUCUGCCCGCUCUCCAAGAAAUCAGUGGUUUAAGGAAGAUCAGUUCUGUGUAUACAAUUAUGCAAGUCAGUAAAACCAA
This is a messenger RNA of Eublepharis macularius, 903 nucleotides long. Its product is annotated as protein FAM162A-like. The record is from RefSeq and is a predicted model, not a curated record. The coding region runs from base 9 to 494 and encodes 161 amino acids. The transcript has 4 exons. NCBI's taxonomy places the organism in Eukaryota, Metazoa, Chordata, Lepidosauria, Squamata, Eublepharidae. Gene Ontology annotation, biological process: cellular response to hypoxia; neuron apoptotic process; positive regulation of release of cytochrome c from mitochondria. Gene Ontology annotation, cellular component: mitochondrion.